Hirsutella rhossiliensis is the source of this 330-nucleotide messenger RNA. RefSeq lists its product as uncharacterized. Lineage: Eukaryota; Fungi; Ascomycota; Sordariomycetes; Hypocreales; Ophiocordycipitaceae. The record is from RefSeq and is a predicted model, not a curated record. The transcript is spliced from 2 exons. The coding region runs from base 1 to 330 and encodes 109 amino acids.
AUGAUCGCCGCGGGCGCGGCGCGGGCCGCGGCGGCAAGCAGGGCGGGUGUUGUCGGCCGGGGCUUCGCGUUUACUACGAGUGCGCGAUUGGGCCUCAAGGAGUCGUCUAGCCAGACGGACACCGACUACGAAAAGCACAAGCAGGACUCGCUGAGCAAGCAGCGCAAGGGCUCGGGCCACUGGAAGCCGGAGCUGGCGUCGGACAGCGAGGAGGCCGUCAAGGCGGAUAAGGGGAAGCACGACGGGGACAUGGCGUCGCUGCAGGAGAGGACCAAGAGGGCCGCUGAGGAGUCGUCCAAGGCGGGGACGAGUGUACGGGACGACAUGUGA